Venustampulla echinocandica is the source of this 837-nucleotide messenger RNA. RefSeq lists its product as uncharacterized. The record is from RefSeq and is a predicted model, not a curated record. NCBI's taxonomy places the organism in Eukaryota, Fungi, Ascomycota, Leotiomycetes, Helotiales, Pleuroascaceae. The transcript has a single exon. Bases 1 to 837 code for a protein of 278 amino acids.
AUGAAGCCCCUUCUCCCACCGACCAAGCAGCUACACCAAUUCUACGGGGGUUCUGACCUAUCCGUAAGCCCCCCCUCCCCCCCGAAUCAACAGCCCCUACUUAUGUCUCACAAUCAGUUCCUCUUCUCUAACCAGUUCAAACUUCAAACCAUUCUCUCCUUAGGCUCUCUUCUCCAAAUAAUCCUCUGCGCCACUUUCCCCCUCCGCUACGCCGCCGUCCCCGCCACGACUCUUCUGCUUAUCUCUAUCCUCACCACCAUCCAACAAUGCUUCCGGCCCCAAAAAUCCCCCUUCAUGGUCGGCGUCCUUCCAGGAAGGACCACUGCUCAAAUCCCCGAUGAAUUCGGACAGUACGGUCCUGAGCUCUCCAAGGGCUCGGUGGUAGUAUUUCACCUCGGAAUACAAUAUAACCACCCCCUCGGAAUUUUCGCACCGCACAUUCGACAAAUUGCGAACCAAUUUCAAGCCAUGGACGAAGAUAUGGUCCGUCGAAAGGAUGAGCUUGGCUUGCUAGGAGUUUCUAUGUGGCGUGGGAACGAGCGUAGCUCAAACAAUACUAUGCUCAUAAAGUACUAUUUUAAGGACACCGAAAGUGUCCAUCAAUUUGCCCGCGAGGCCCAUCAUCAGAAGGCCUGGUCGUACUAUAAUCGCCAUAAACCUAGUUAUGUGGGCAUUUUCCAUGAAACUUUCAUUGUAAAUGGCGGGUAUGAGAAUGUGUAUGUGAAUUGCUAUCCCGUUCUGCUUGGUAGGGGUGAGGUCAAGGCCACUGGAAAGCAGAAUGAAGAAGGCGAGUGGUUGGGAACACUUGUUAGUGCUGAUAACUUGCGCCUGAACUGA